AUGCUCCUCCCCAACCCCCUCUCCGUCCUUGGCCUCCUGGGGCUGAACCCCGCCAUCUCCAACCCGCCCGAGUGGUACGAUACCACGACGGCGCUGAUCACGCAGGGCCCGCACUGGCUCCUCAGCGCGCCCGACACGACUCCGGGCGGCAAGGUCGUGCUCGAACACACACGCCCGCGCGCCGGCAUCCUCCCGCGGCACCGCUGGGUCGUCGCGCGGCACGGCGACACGCUCCUGCGCGCGUACGGCACCGACCUCUGUCUCAGCGUUGACACAUACGGGAACGGGUGGGCGCCCGUCGACGGCGACAGCGUCGUCCUCGUGCGCUGUCCGGAGAGGGAGGAGCGCGCGACGCUGUGGGCUUGGGAGCGCGCGGCGGACGGGCAUGCGUUCGCGCUUACGGCGGACGGCGAGGGCGAGGAUCGCAAGUUUUGGCUCGCGCGGCCGGAUGGCGAGGGGCCGGUGAGCGUCAGCGAGCGGUGGGGCGAGACCGUCAUGUGGGGCGUCGAGCGGCUUGAUUGGAUCGACUGA
Molecule: messenger RNA, 531 nt
Organism: Cutaneotrichosporon oleaginosum
Lineage: Eukaryota; Fungi; Basidiomycota; Tremellomycetes; Trichosporonales; Trichosporonaceae
Source: RefSeq, a predicted model, not a curated record